Daucus carota subsp. sativus is the source of this 1626-nucleotide messenger RNA. RefSeq lists its product as uncharacterized. Gene Ontology annotation, cellular component: membrane. The record is from RefSeq and is a predicted model, not a curated record. The coding region runs from base 304 to 1419 and encodes 371 amino acids. The transcript has 6 exons. Gene Ontology annotation, molecular function: lipase activity. NCBI's taxonomy places the organism in Eukaryota, Viridiplantae, Streptophyta, Magnoliopsida, Apiales, Apiaceae.
AAGAACUAAGAAGCAGACACAGAAAUAGAACAUGAUGAUGCAGCAGCUUCACCAAUUGUAUCUAUAUUUACCAAAUAUAUCUACACACACCUAAGUCCUCAAUACUAACGUUUGUCAACACAAUGUGCAUACAACACUCAUCACCUUAGUCCUUAGACACAUGUCAUGUCUUCUACUAUAUAAUAUACUAAACAUUUACAAUUCAAUGUGUACAUAUUUCUAACCAACCCCACCUCAAAAUCUCUUCAUUUUUACAAUCUUAUAAGUUACUGAUUGGGUUUCUUGUAAUCGUUGUAGUAUAUAAUGAUUUGCUUGAAGACUCCGCCGCUGAGGCAUGAUAUUUUGAUCAGUGAUCAUGUUGGAUGGAACAGUCAAGCACCAAAAUUAACAAGAAUCUUGGCUUUUCCAACCAAGAAAAACCAACCCUUGAGUCUUAAAAUCAGAGGGGCAGCAGGGAAAACAGGGAAUUUGAUGGAGAGAGAGAAGGAGAUGGAGGUAGCAGACAGGAGAGCUCUUGCAAUCAAGAGGGUCAAGGAGGAGGCUGCUGCCUGUGAGGAUUGUUUGAGGGAUUUUUCGCUUUUUACGACGAAUGCUAGAGGGGAGGCUACUACUUUGUUUGUUCAAUCCUGGACUCCUGUGUCUGUCAAAGUCAGAGGGGUAGUUCUUCUUUUACAUGGUCUAAAUGAGCACAGUGGAAGGUACAGUGAUUUUGCAAAGCAGCUUAAUGCAAAUGGAUUCAAGGUCAUUGGAAUCGACUCGAUUGGACAUGGUGGAAGCGAUGGGUUACAUGCCUAUGUUGACUCUCUUGAUGAUGCAGUCCUGGAUGUGAAAUUAGUUAUGGAGAAGGUUUUAGCCGAGAAUACAGGACUUCCUUGUUUUUGCUUUGGACACUCAAUGGGUGCAGCUGUUCUCCUUAAGGCAGCACUUGACCCAGUGGUUGAGACACAUAUAAGAGGUCUUGUAUUGACAUCUCCGGCAAUAGGCAUUAAACCAGCACAUCCGAUAUUUCCAGUACUUGCUCCAAUUUUCUCCUUCUUAUUGCCAAAGUAUCAAUUAAGUGCUGCAAACAAGAAGGGUGUUGUAUCUACUCGGGAUCCAGAGGCACUGCUGGCCAAGUAUUCCGAUCCAUUAGUUUAUACAGGAUUUGUCAGAAUAAGAACUGGUUAUGAGAUCCUCCGAAUCACCUCAUACUUGCAACGAAAUCUGAGAAGAUUGAGAGUGCCAUUUUUAGUCCUUCAUGGCUCCGCAGAUGCUGUAACUGACCCAGAAGGUUCCCGGAAACUAUAUAAAGAAGCUUCCUCGACAGACAAAAGCAUCAAAUUAUACCCCGAGCUCUUACAUGACAUACUCUUUGAACCCGAACGGAAAGAAGUUGCAGAAGACAUUAUUGAAUGGUUGAACAAGAGAAUGCAAGGUUAAGCUUUCAAUAUAAAAUGUAUAGUUAUGUUUCCAUAGAGGCUCAUGUUUAAUCUGCUUGGCAACUUUUAAUUACCUAUGUAAUCCUUGCAUCGGAGGUUUGCAAGAAAGUGUUGAAUCGCCCUGUUGGCUUUUGAGUUCAAUUUUGUAAAUUUGAUUAUACAAGUUUUGAGGGAUAAAAUUAUAAUAAUCGAGUCAUUUCAUGUCAAA